Messenger RNA from Porites evermanni, 10797 nucleotides. NCBI's taxonomy places the organism in Eukaryota, Metazoa, Cnidaria, Anthozoa, Scleractinia, Poritidae. The record is from the annotation of a GenBank genome assembly.
AUGUUCUCCAGUCCUAUCGAGUGGACUCCUGUCAGUACAUUUAAACUCCUUGCAGACGUUAAUCUGUGGGGGAUGGUUGACGUGACUAAAGCAUUUCUACCGUUGCUGAAAAACGCGAAGGGAAGAGUUGUAAACAUGUCUAGUACCGCAGGUAAGUAUGUAACAAAAAAAGCUACACAAUGAGUAAAUAAAAAUUGCUAAUCUUGCGUUUUUGUUUGAAUGUGUGAUGUUAAUUUACGUCGUCUGAUGAAGAUUGAAAAUAACGACGUUACUAAAUGGACUAAAUGGAGUUUGAAAGAUCGUUAGUAUGUUAUUAAUAACUAAGAAUGGUGGUUGACACUCUAAGUUAUCUAUUUCCCAGCAACAUUUUCCUUCCAACGACAUAUUUUCUAUUUUCUUAUCCAAAUCUCCCAGCCAGCGAAAAAUUGCAAGAAGAACAGAUAUUUUGAGGAACAUAUCCAUUGAGUGUCCCUGAAUAUCUCAGUCGACCCCACAAUUUCACAAAUUCAUUCUUCUCUACCACAUUAGGUCUUAGUUAAAUUUAAUAGAACUGAAAAAAAGUAAUUUUUAUUUACAUGUAUAUCUCUUAGACUGAGUGAAUUAAAACCAUUAGAAAAAGCCACUUUGUGAGCUGCUUGGAUAUUUUGAGGUUGCCGUUGGACUGGGUCGAUGUUUUAUCGUAUUGGAUUAUGGGACAGAAUUGGAGGCGCUGUCGCUGUUUUCAUUGGCUAAUACUAGGUCGCAAAAGACACUGGGUCAAAACUCGUCACCCAAAACAGUCCCAUUGUCUGAAAUUGACACAGCAGUGACUCAUAGCCAGUCUUGCACACAACCUAAAAAGUGGCCACUGUGUAUGUAAUGGCAUGUUAUCCUCAACAGGCCGAGUCGCUAUUAGCUUGACUGCAGCUUACUCUGUGACUAAAUAUGGUGUAGAAGGUUUUUCGGACGUCCUCAGACGAGAAAUGCAUCCCUGGGGCAUCAAAGUAAGCAUGGUUGAGCCGGGAGCACACCAAACUCCGAUGACAGACCCUCGUACGUUUGAAAGACAAUUUCGACAAGCCUGGAAUGAGUUAAGUGCUGAGCUGCAGAAGGAUUACGGACCAGAAUACUUGGAAAAAGGUAUUCCUGUAUUUAUUUAUCUUUUAUUUACACUGUCCAUUGCAGGACUGGCUGUAUCAACUCGAAAAUUUGAUCGUGAGAUUGCCACUUUGGAAAGGAAAGCAGUGCCACGUUGUUCAAAUUGCAAGACUACUGCGACAAAACGAAAUAGCGCGAAUAAGUGUGACGUCACGUUACCAAGGUAGCAAAAUUUCUGGGUCACAACAACAGGGGGCUUAAGCAACGACAAGGGUGACGGCAACGAGAACGGCAAAAAAGCAGUACGUUUAUUUUAGUAAAACAAGAACUUUGUACCUGCAUCACGCUUUUUAGUACAUUUCUUAGUCGUCCUUGCACGACUGCGACAUGAAACUUCUUAAUUUCACGCGCCUGCUUUAUGAAAAAGGUGAACACAACACAAAAACUUAGAUACGGGUCUUUCGGAUUUAACCCCAGAAAAUUUCGCAAACAUUUGACAAAUUAAAUGAAACUGAAUAUGAGCAAUGAAGUUUGAAACAAUGCGAAUUUAGUUUUUCAGUGACGUUUUCAGUUUGUUUUCAUCCAGAAAUUUUGCUGCCAUGGCAACGUGACGUAAUGACUUCUCCUCUCUGUCAAUCAGCCAUUUUUUAAAAUGACGUCAUUUGACUUCGGCUGCCGUCUAUGCAUAGUCCAUGUCACGUUUAUUCUCAAUGUGACAGUGAUGAUUUAGUUGAAAAACCUUUUGCGCAAUUAGCAGCAAACCUUAUCUUUUAGAUCGAGUUCUCUAAAGUGACCGGAUAAAUGAGACACAUUCAUUAACGAUAUUGUUCCUUUUUAGGAGUAUCAUUUAUGACAUCAUAUAAAAAGUCACCCAAAACCUAUCAAGUUGUGGACGCUAUAGUGGAAGCGUUGUCGUCACAGACACCAAGUGAUAGGUAUUUGGUUGGUGUGGAUGCACGAUUUCUUUUCUCUUGGAUGACUUUAAUACCUGCUACAGUAGCAGACACCUUAAUGCGCAUACUCCUAAAGCCACCAGCACCGUUGGCCAGGAAGUAAUGUAUUAUUGCACAGGGCACAGUUGCAACAAUCUUUCUUGUGUCGUUUUUGGUUCAAUGCUACUGAUAUGUACAACCGAAGUUGGUUUGUUUUGAAUUUAACUCAAAUUGAUUAGAAUAAUUGAUAAAUGCCAGGAUCUCUUAACCCGGAGCGUGCAACUCCCAUACUAGGCCUAUGCCACGGCGUUUUUAUGGACCAGCGUUUUUGGACUUAUUUUAGGAUUCUAUUUUCCUGCGAAAAUAGAAUCUCCAACAUGAAUUCAGAAUGCAGAAUUCAGCGAAUCUCCAUGUCUAUGAGCGCAUUCGAAAUAUAAGAUCUCAAAAAGGAAAAAAAAAAACGUUAUUAAAAGGCAAAAAAUAUUAUUUUUAGGUCUGUAAGUUUUGCUAAAUGGUUCGUAGAAAUAAAAAGAUAUUCCAAAUUCGCGCCAAAACCGUUCUAAAAAUAAAGUGGUCCGUGAAAACGCCCCGACACGAACGUAUGGAACUUGCUCGCUCCAGGUUAUGGGCUCCUGCAAAUACCACGAUCAGUCAUUCUAAAAGCAUUACAGUUGAUAUUGAUAUAAAGAAAGUUAACAUUACGGCACAUAAUUACUGUCUCCAAGUUAGGACAACUUACUCCUUCUUGGUCCUUCUUUAAUUGUAUUGUGUCUCCCAUCAUAAAGAAAAUCAAAAUUAUGGUAAGUAAACUUGUUAACUUACUCUCAGAGCUAAGAAAUUAUUGGAAACUUGCUUUUAAAACGUCACCGAUUUUAGAAAAACCUGUACUGUAAUAAUUGUUUUCGUUUUGAUAUUGUCAGCCGAUGAAUAACAUCUGUGAAAUUUUCUGAAAGACUUUACUAGUAGUCCCGGGCUAGUCAGGUAUUCCAGGAAUUCUCUUUGCGUUUAGUUUAAUGUUUUUAACCUCAUUUUAGUCGCAAAUUUAAAUGUGUAAUUUUUUACUACUUUUAUAUGUAGGUAACUAAAGAUAAAAGGAAAAAAAACGAAGUUAAUGUUUCUCUUUAUCUACUAAUUACCUCUUUAUGCAUGAUCCCUCAAGUUACCUAGCGUUAAUCCUAGCAUAGUGUUAUGUAUUGUCUUAUAAUUGUAUACAGAUUUUUUCGAGAAAGGUUGUCAGAAAAAAUGUGCUCAAUACACUGUUCCUGUCAAACCUACUUUAGUUGCUUUCCUUUAGUCCUCGCAAACACAUGUCCAUGGGUUGUCGUAGCAUUCUUUUCAAUUUAUUUGAAGAACAGUGAACUCAAAACCACCCACAAUACUUUUCGGGAUUGUUGCGUAAACUUUUUCCGACAACCUUUCUCGAAAUAGCUGUUGACUGCGCGCAAGCUCUCCAUUUACGAAAAGUUGCGUGCAAGCAGCACACGAGAGAACACACGAAAGAAAGGGAAGGCGCCGGUCACUCGCGCGUUCGCGCGCGGUUCGCUUUCCUCGUCACAAGAAAAGUCCGCGUGGAGAGCUUGUCGCGCGCAGGCUUAUAUUUGUACAUCUAGUGGAUUUCCACUUUUGUUUCUGAACUAUUAAAAAGUUUAGUUUUUGACUUCUCGACACCUCUUUGUCCCAUUCAGGGAGUCCAGUGCGAAAUGCAAAUCUUUUUUGCCGUUAUCACUUCCUAGGGUUGUUCAUGGAGAAAUAUCCAAACAAAAAAUGCAAAUGCUGUCAUACUCUAUUAGAGUAAAUAAAGCAUGAGCCACGCCCAGAUACGUCUCCUUUAGAGAUUUAAUUCUAAUUUUCCGAGGAGCAUCCCCGUCACUGUUAUACAUACAUACAUACUACAUACUUUAUUGCAUAGCUCCCCCUUGGGGGCUCUUCCGUCAUACAUACACGAAUUAAAAUAAAAUGAAAUAAAAUAAACUAGAAAACUAUUUACAUUUCAAUGAUAAAAUAACGAAUUUCUAUAAAUAAUAAUGAGCGUUAAUUUUAAAGGCUAUUUACAUUUCAAUAAUAAAAAACUAUCUAUGAAUUAAAAAGAUAUUUAAAAAUUAUCUUUUUAAAAGCGUUAAAAUUUCCAGUUUCUCUUAUAUCUUUAGCUAUACUGUUAUAAAGUUUUGUUAUAUGGGAGUCAAGGCCGUCUCUCUCUAUAUAACAACAACAUAAUAACGAACAUUGGCAGAACUAAAAGUCGCUGGAAUCACCCUAAAACGGCCGAAAAUGCUAAGAAACACCAUAGAUUUAGCCAAUGAGACAAGGUAAGGAACGGUAAGAAAUUCUGAUGUACUUUUAUAACCAUUUUUGACCCCUAAAUAACGAUCGCUUAAAUCCCCAUACAAUCUCUUAGCAAGAGCCAUAUAUUAUGGCUCUUGCCCUUACAAUAUUUCUGUCACGCAACAAUGAUUCUCACUCGUAAGCUUGGGGUACCUGUGGUCUAUUUCUCGCUUGAGUAAGCCACAAAAAAAAAACUUUUACAAUAAUCCAAGCGCGACAUAAAAAAAAGCAUUGGACCAUCAUCUUAAGGUGAUCUUUGCUCAGAUACUUCCUCAAUCUGCCGAUGAAUCGAAUCGCCAGCAUAGCCUUUUUGCAUGUUUCAUUGACUUAUGAUGACUACGAUUGAGCUCUCUAUCUAGGUUGACACCAAGAUCACAAACUCGGUCUGAAAGGAUAUAAAAAGGCACACUUUUCAUUGAUAAUUGAUCAGCUAUUAUAAUUUUGUUGCAAAAGAACGGACCUAGUUACCCACCAGAGAAUAGACGGGUUACCUUACUAGCCUUUUGUUUGACUGCUCGCGCGUACUUGAAUACGCAAAAAUACGGACUGUUUUGCAGUCUACCAAGUGAGUGACCAGUGAGAGUACAGCGACGAAUUUUAUUUUUUAGGAGCGAUUGAAUGAUAGUUCCUUGAUUCGUAACGCAGUAGCCGCCAUCUUUGAUUUUAUGACAGAGGAAGAUUGGGGAAAGCAAAAAUAGCAACCCAUAGGGUAGUCAAUUUGUAACUAGAGCGGAAGAAGGAGACAACAGAGGGGGAGGGGAGAAAACAAGACGAACAAUGAUAAAUUUUCUCUCCUCCCAGCCCCUUGUUUCCUCUUUUGACUCGCCCCAUGGCACAACGUCUGUGUGUUCGGGUCUGAGUCACGCAUUGUUCCUCGCCCUCCGGGGAGCACUGCGUGACUCCUACCCGGGAAAAGUAGUCAACCUCGUUCCCGGGUUCUCUCCUCAUGCCCUCUCCUAACCGUCCCUGCGGUGAGAGAGAGAGGUAGAAGAGAGAAACUGGGAACGAGGUUGGUGACGGGUGGGUAGCACUAAAAGAUUGAAUAAUUGUUUCGCAACCGAUAACAAAAAUAAUUUAUAUGUUUUCGAGUAUCUGAUAUCGAUAUCACCCAAAACAUAGCUAUAGCGGGAGAGGAAAGGAGAAGUCACUCUACCCAUCACAUGGAUUCAACGGCUUAAAAAACAUGUCUUGGUUUAUUCCAGUUGUGAUCGGAUUCUUGGCAAUCUACCUUGUACGAAGGUUGAUGUUAAUAUCAACAGUUGACAUCAAAGGGAAGUUUGUUCUUAUUACAGGCUGUGACUCUGGCUUCGGUCGUGAAACAGCCAUACGAUUGGACAAGAUGGGUGUUUACGUUUUAGCGACUUGUUUAACAAAACAAGGAGAGGAAAACUUAAAGAGCGUGACGAGCAACAAACUGCAGACUUUUCAACUGGAUGUUACAAACACGCAGCAAGUUGAAGAAGUCUACGAGGAAGUUAAAAGAAAGAUACCGUCUGAUGCAGGUAUAACUUGUAACUUCAUUUUUGUUUAACAGAAUACUACUGAUUCGUACAUAGCGCUCUUAAAAGUUUUAGGGUUUAUUCAGUUUACUUGAAUAAUGAUGGCAAUCAUUCUUUGUUCAAAACAUAAGAAUAUUCUUAUGUAAUAUAGAAAACAUAUAGUUACUGGCAAGGGUCAGUGCUAUUUUUACACUUUGUAACAAAAAAUUUAAAAUCCAUUUGCUUCAUUUGUUUUAGAAAAUAGAUAAGGUUAUCCGCUUUGUCAUGUAUCUAUCUGUGUUUAUGCUAAUUUGCUGUUUUGUUGUUUGUGCCCCUGGACUGGGAAAUUCCAUAUUUUAUCCCCCACCCGUCCACUGAAAGAUGGUUGGAAUCCGAGCCUUGACUUUUUGUCGGUGCCCUUCGUAAAAUGGCAGCCGAAGGGUUAACUUUUUGUCGGUGCCAUGGAAAAAAUUGAUUGAAAGGUCCAAAUAUUUUUAGGUCAGGGUUUCGUCACGCGUUCCUUCGCUACUAACGAUUGCAGCAGAUGCACAAGGGGUUAAAUUCAUUUCACUUUGUUCGCAAAUAUCAGCUGGAGAUCACGUUCAGAUUACUGGAGAACAAGCUUAAGCUUACGUAGAGUGACGGAUGAGGGAAUUUAAAGACUGAUUCCUUCGGAUUCGCAUUUGACGUCCUCUUCGAAUUUAGUGUUGGCCAGCAUGUUUUGUUCUGGAAGCUGUCACGGCGCGCAUGCGCAUGGCCAUGAACCGCCGCCUUAAAUCGCGCUUGCGUCACCGUCUUCUUUGAUUAGCCUGAUAGAAUCUGAUCCGCUAUCAUGGGUUAAGCUUUCAUAAAGGCUGUUUGUAAUCUCGUACCCAGAUCUCACUCUGUUUUUCCCUUGGCCCUGGGAGAUCUGGGUACGAGAUUAGGCUGUUUGUGUAACAUGAGAUGUUACAGAGGAACAAUUGCUUGAAAACUUACUCUGAUAACUUUUAGCAGAGGAGGCUCGUUAUGAAAACCCGCAAGCGUCCAAGAUGAAAACAAUGGUGCAGCACGGUGCAAAAUAUAUUGUUUUGUGAGUGAAUAAGUUAAUGCCACGUUUCCGUUGGUCAGAAAUUCGUUAAUGAAAGGUAACAAAAACAAAAUAAAAAGAAGUAUGACAGGCUCGGGCUUCAUAAGAAGGUCCUUUAUUAACCAUGACUCUUUUUUUUCUCUCACUUUGCAUGUUGGCAGGACUGUGGGGGUUAGUGAACAAUGCGGCGAUACUUUCUUUCAGUCCUAUAGAGUGGACCCCAGUCAGUACAUUUAAACGCCUUGCGGAAGUUAAUCUCUGGGGAAUGGUUGACGUCACUAAAACAUUUCUACCGUUGGUGAAAAAGGCGCGUGGACGCGUUGUAAACAUGUCAAGUGCCGCAGGUAAGUACAGUCAAACAUCCUGUAAGCGACCAACGCCACAACGGCGACCUCUGUACAAUGGACUCUUUUUUAGCGGACACUUCAUAGAUCGACUCUUAUUUAAGGUGGCUGAACACAGUUUUGCGGGUGGUCAACGGUAACUCGCAUGACGGCGCGUGUUUUAAAUUAGACAAACAAACAUGGGUGCGAAAAAGCAAUGGUACACAGAAGACGAUUUCUCAAAAUCUACUCAUUAAAAUUUUGUGAUAUUUGGCAGAAGUCUUGCCUUUAUCAUAUUUUAAAGAAUGAGAACUUUAAAAUGGAUGUCGAACAGACGAUUUUGUGACACAUUUAAUAUUUACAGUACAAUUAUAUUAUUGAUUAUCUAAAAACCCGUCUGUUAAAAUUUGGUCAAAUAAGUUUCAAAUGGUAAUGAUUAACUAUAGUAAGCUGGGUAGAAGUUUAUAGGAAAAUCUAAUGAGCGAAUUUUAUGUAAACUGAGCAAAAGUGAAAUUUUAAGGUUGUAUUCUGUCGUUCAUGUUGCCAUGGCAACUACGAAAACGUCAAAUUUUACCUGUCAAUCAAAAUCUUUCUUCAGCUUCGGAACCGGCCCUCAUGUCCGUCUUUAAGAGAGGUGUCUGAUGUAUUGUGAGAGUAGAGGUAACGUGACGCCAGUAAUUUUAAGAAACUAACGCUAAUCCCAUUCGCGAUGAAAAGACACAGCUAAAACUGGAACAUUAUAGCAGAAAAGUGGAAUCAUUUUCUCACUGUGCUAACAAAUGUUCAUUCAUAAAGCAAACGUUCACCGCUUCGUGGCCUUAAAGCGUAACAGUAUAUACUCUGCGCACCGGUGCAAGACUACAAAAUAAUAAUUUUGCAAUUUGCUGUCAUGUAGAGCACCUACACUUCCGUUUUGAGGUUUUUUUCACUGCAUACAGCACUUCUCAAGAGUCCGUUGACGGUCUCAAAAGUGUCCGUUGUCCGUCAGAUGUGUCUGUCUUAUAGAGAGUACAGUUACAGUAAAAUGGGCUGUAAAACAGCAGUGACCAACACCAGGUGUCCUUCUUAGAGAGGUGUUCGUCUCAUAGAGGUGUCCGCUAUAUAAAUGGAGUUGGAGGGUUCAUAAAUAUGUUACUAAACAGGCCACUCUCAAUGGCGUUGAAAAUGUUCCACUGCUAUUUCUUUGAAUUUCUUUUUAUAGAUGACUAAAGUGAAACUUAAAUUACGCGGACACCCUCGGGGACUGCUGUGGUGUCCGCUUAAUAGAGGGUGUCGGCCAAAUACAGUGUCCGCUUAGUGCAGGGUGUCCGCCUAGUAUAGUGUCCACUUAGUACAGGGUGUCCGCCUAAUACAAUGUCCGCUUAAUACAGCGUGUCCACAUGGUUAAGUGUCCGCUUAAUACAGGGUGUCCGCCUAAUACAGUGUCCGCUUAAUAACAGGUGUCCGCUUAAUACAAGUUUCACCGUAAAAGAUUUCCCAAACUAGAAGCCAUUACACAUGAUCAUCUGGUUGGCCAGCUUCUAAUCAUUAAAAUUUAUACUUGGCUCCGAGACUGAGGGGAGUGAAAUAAAAGAAAUAAGUUAUUAUUCACUGAAUCUCAAUGCGAAUUUGGUUUUAUUCUUCUCAGUCUCGGAGCAAAGAACCAAGUAUGAAUUUUAAUGAUUUGAAACUGACCUUCAAAAAAUGACUUUAUAGAGGUAGCACAGUUACCGGUAACCCAGUAGUUUACAUUGUGGCUCAAAAAUAAGGACAGAAACACAUAAUUGAAAUAAAUAUAGCAAGGAUAAGAAUCCCAACUGACCGGACGCAGACCAGUUGGUUAUUUACAGGCGUGACCGAGGAGUCGCACACUGUAUUGCCGACAACGCAAACUCAAAAUGGUCAUACCUACAUGUCAUGGCAUGUUAUUUCUCAACAGCUCGAUUCCCUGUUAACUUGGCUGCAGCCUACAUUAUUACUAAAACUGGUGUAGAAACGUUUUCGGACGUCCUCAGGCGAGAAAUGCAUCCCUGGGGCAUCAAAGUGAGCAUACUAGAGCCGGGUGCACACCAAACUCCCAUGUUAGAUCCUAGUAUGGUUGAAAGACAAUUCCGACAAGGCUGGAAUGACUUGAGUGCCGAGCUAAAGAGGGAUUACGGACCAGAAUACCUAGAAAAAGGUACUAAUCCAUUUCUUCAUAGUUCAUUCUCCAUCAUUUUCUAUUGCAGUGACUGGUGAAGAACCCUGUAAAUUGAGCGUCGCUGUAGUCUCUUUUAAGUCCAAAGCACUUAAGACCCAAAAAAAUUUGGCGCGAGAAAGAAAAAAAGCGUGCUUUUUACGCCCUUUGGAAAGGAAAAGUAAUGUCACGUGAGUCAAACUGGUAGUCUCUGAUUUAUCAUUCUUAGCAAUUAAACAAUUGUGAUGAAACGAAAUCCCGCAAUGAUAUUGGCCACUUUAACAAUGGCGUCUCUUGACUACAACUACAGUUGAAUCUCACAAAUUACAAAGCAGCCACCCGAAUUGACAACGUCUAGUGGACUCUUACAGAAGGUUGUCGCGUUUAAGAGUCAAGCUACGGGGGUUCUUUCGGACAGGUCUGAAAUAUUUUCCUUUAUGCUCAUACUGUGAAUGGUUUGAAGUCAUGACAUAAGUAAGUGGAAUACGAUCGUCCGGAUGAGUGUAGUCCUGAUUAGGACUGUUUUUGACAGUGACUGAGGUUUCAACAGCCUGACUGUCAGGUAGUCAGCUUCUUUGGCAUCUUCUGCGCCGGGUGAUUAAUUUACUUUUUCAUUUGUCAUUGAAAUUAACUUAUACAAUUGAUAGGCAAAAAGCAAUGCUCUUUAUUCUACAUAGGAAAGGAAAAUCGUUCGAUGAUUCCAGCUUGUUCCAAGCACUCAGUUUGUCGGGAAGAGCGAAAAGAAAAAGCGAGCACGAAUAGGGGAAGGAGCUAUACGCAUUCUCACUCGCCCUUUUUUGGAGCUCACUGUUUUUUGCCAUUGUUUAGAACAACUGAAGAGGCUUUGUCAAACAAACCAUGGUGCAUUAGUAAAAAUUACAUCAAAAUAUGUUCGAUAUUUUUCUCCCCUCUCCCCUACUCGCCUCCUUCGCCCUUACGCCUACUUCAAGAGCUGUAGUUUCUACUCUACCCAUUCCUUCUCGGUGAUAAAACCAGAGAUGGCGGCCACGGCAUUUUCGAACGUAAAAAAGCAGCUUUCAUCCGACCCCAAAAUACGCUUUCAUCGCGGGCUACUACGUUUAUGCUCAUUUUCCUGAUUGGUUUUCAUUGAGCAGCAGACUAUCUUAUUGCCGGCGAACCAUAGUGUUUAGAUCGAGUUUCCUUAAAAAAAAAAUGGCCCGGAAAAUAAGGCAGAUUCAUUACCGGUAAUUUUAUUACAUUUUUAGCAAUAGCAAGCUUGACAGGGGAAUUCUCUCGCAAGACGUAUCAAGUUGUGGACGCCAUAGUAGAAGCGUUGUCGUCACAGACACCACGUGAUAGGUAUUUAGCUGGUGUGGAUGCACGGUUUCUCUUCUCGUGGUUGCCGUUGUUACCUGCCUUUGCGGGAGACACCUUAAACCGGGUAAUAUUCAAGCCACCAUCACCGCUGACCAGCAAGUAA